Naegleria lovaniensis is the source of this 1068-nucleotide messenger RNA. RefSeq lists its product as uncharacterized. The transcript is spliced from 2 exons. The coding region runs from base 1 to 1068 and encodes 355 amino acids. Gene Ontology annotation, cellular component: cytoplasm. NCBI's taxonomy places the organism in Eukaryota, Heterolobosea, Eutetramitea, Acrasida, Naegleriidae. The record is from RefSeq and is a predicted model, not a curated record. Gene Ontology annotation, biological process: protein refolding.
AUGGUCCUCUCCUCUCUCAAAUACUCAUUGGGCCUUCCCCUUCUCCAACAAUACGAUCGCAUACAAUUCAUUAUUUUCCAAAAAUUCUGGCAAUCCGAUGACUUUUAUAGAAAAGUUAAAAUUCUCUGUGGAGCAUUGGUUGUGAUUGGAUUGUUACUCAUUGUUUUAUUUGCUGGAAAUGGUAGUGGUGGAUCUGGAAAGAAACUUUCAUUCGAUCCCUAUGAAUUUAUGGGAUUGGAUCGAAAUUGUACGGAUCGGGAAGUGAAAAGACAAUUCCGUAUCUUGUCGAGAACAUUGCACCCUGAUCGAAACAAGGAAGACGAUCCCGACACUGCCAGACUCAAAUACCUUCAACUCAAACAAUCUCAAGAAAUUUUAUUGGAUCCAAAGAAACGUAAAAAUUAUGAAGAACAUGGAGAUCCAGACUAUGUGGACAUGUCACUUUUUGAUGUCGAGACAUAUCCUGACAUGUUAAUGAAUCCUGGAAAACCGUUUGUCAUUUAUGUCACAUUCCUUGCUGGAUUUUUCGGAUGUGUUGUUCCACUGUGUUAUUAUUUGCUUCAACCUGCUUUGGAAGAUCCACCAGAAUUCUUGACUGAUUUGAUUUUCGAUCAUAUCCACAAGGGAGAAAAGGAAUUGUUAGAAUCAAGAUAUGAUUCUUGUUUGAAUGCAUUGAAAACUGCUGAAGAUUAUUGGGAACAAUUAACAACAGUGUUCAAGGCCUAUCGAAGAUCCAUUUUCCAUCCUGAAUUUGUCAUUCGUAUUGCUACAAGACGUGUGCAAUGUCAAUUAUUGAAAGCUUCUGAUGCUUCUAAUCCAAAAGAAACUCUUAAUUUGAUUCAAGAAGCAACACAAGUCAUCAGAACAGCAGAAACUAAUCUUCUCAAUUCUGAACAAAAUAAGAAGGAUAUUUAUGAUACUUCCAAGAAGUAUUUUAGAGAUAUUGAGAGUACCAUUGAUGGUAAAUUGAAAGGAAAAACAAGUGUCUUGGAAGAUUUGUUAAUUUCAUUCUGUAGAGGAUCAUCUUCUUCCUCAUCGGCAGGAAAUGCGUUCAAGAAGAGAAAGUAA